Messenger RNA from Chironomus riparius, 2442 nucleotides. Lineage: Eukaryota; Metazoa; Arthropoda; Insecta; Diptera; Chironomidae. The record is from the annotation of a GenBank genome assembly.
AUGCCUUUAUCUUUAUUUUCACGUAUAAAUAGUCAUUCAUUGUUUUUAUUUAAGUUAUGAGUCAGAAUUUUAAAGUUUAAAAUGUCUACAGAUCAUGAUCAUCCUUAUGGGAAGCCAAUAACUGUCAUGAAGUUUUCUGACACUGGUGAAGUUGUAGUUGACAAUGAAGAAGUUGAUAAAAUCUUUAACCAUCCGGAAAUUGAAGAUCGAAAAAUUGUAAUUUUAUCAUUAAUUGGAGCUUUUCGAGGUGGGAAAAGUUUUCUUUUGAAUUAUUGCCUGAGAUUCUUAUAUGCAAAUUACUCAUCAAUUAAUGACCCAAAGAUAGCUGAUGGAGAAUUUUUGUUCGAAAAAGAUAAAAACUGGAUGGGAAUUUGCGAUGAAGCUUUAAAAGGAUUCUCAUGGCGUUCAGGAAUUAAACGAGACACAGUUGGGAUAAUAAUAUGGAGCGAUGUCUUUCUACACACUAUUGAUAAAACUGGAGAAAAAAUUGCAAUUUUUGUCAUGGAUACUCAAGGUCUUUUUGACAAACAUUCAUCGCCAACUGAUAAUUCAAGAAUCUUUGUGCUCAGCAAUUUAAUAUCAUCAAUUCAAGUGCUUAAUCUUGCUAAUAGAAUUCAGGAAGAUCAACUACAAUAUUUACAAUUUACUACAGAAUUUGCAGCAUUUGCGCUAGAAAAUACAAUUGAAAAUGUUGGAAAGCCAUUCCAAAAUCUAAUGUUCUUGAUUCGAGACUGGAAUAAUGGAGAUUAUUACAAUUAUGGCACAGUUGGUGGACGAUCUUACCUUGAAGAAGUGAUGAAAGUAAAAACAAACCAAAAACCAGAACUGCAGUCAGUCCGUAAAACAAUUGCAAGUUGUUUUGAUGAAAUCACUUGUUGCUUACUUCCAAAUCCUGGAAAAGGAGUGUCACGUGGUAAAAAUUAUAACGGCAGUUGGUCUGAAAUGGAUGAAGAUUUCAAAGAGGAACUUCAAAGUCUUGUUGAGUCUCUUUUACUUCCUGACAAUUUAAUUAAAAAGAAAAUCAACUCAAUGGAUUUAAAUGUAAAGGAAAUGAAGCAAUAUAUCCAACAUUAUUUAAAAUUAUUCCAAACUAAUCAGAUUCCGAAGGUAUCCAGCAUAUAUGAAUUGACAGUUGAGAGGUUUAUGAAUAAUAUGAUUGAUCAAUGUGUUGAGGACUACAAAUUGUCAAUUUAUCGCAAUGAGGACAUUAUAAAUGAAGAUAAUAUUGUUGAAAUCCACAAUAAAUGCAAGGAAAGGACAUUAACAAUGUACGAUGAUGAGAAGAAAAUGGGAAAUUUGGGACAUGCAAUCACGUUUAGAUCAAAAUUGGAAGAAGAUAUUGAGAAAUACUUUGUUGAAUAUAGAGAUCAAAAAGAAGAGAAUUUAGAGAAACUUAAAGAAGCUAGAGCCAAAUUUGAGGAAAUUGUAAAGAAAGACUCAAUAAGAAAGGAAGAAAUUCUUAAAAACAUAGAUAAAGUACAGAUUCAACUAAAGGAACUCUCUAAAAAACGAAAAGAAAAUCCAUUUUUAACCGAGGUAUAUGAUACCCAAGAAAAAGUCCUCAAAUCUCGUUUAGAGCACGAAGAAAAUGAACUUAAAAGUAUUGAGAGAAAAGAACAAAGAGAAAUGGUCUUUAGAAUAGUGAUAUUAGGUAUAGCAGGAAUUUCAAUUCCAUUCUCUGCAAUUUCUGCAGCUGGAGUCGUUGCAGCAGGAGCAUCACAGCUAACAGCUUUGACAGCUUUAGGAUUUUCACUUGAUACUUUCAAUAUUGUCUCAACUACAGCGUCCUGUAUCAAAGUGGUAAAGGACCUAUUUAAAAGAAGAAAGAAAUAGGAAUUAGACAAUAUAAAUUUAUCUUGUGCCUUUGUGGAAUGUACACGUUGCGUAGCUAUUUUAUCUUUAAGUCUAGUUCUGACUCACCUUUUCUAUAGUCAACUAAAGAUGCUAAUAUAACAAAACUAGAAUAUAAUUUACACCUUAUGUACUGUGAAUGAAUCACCAUAGCUUUUUGUAGUAAGCAAUAUUUUUAGAUAUUAACAGAUAUUAAUGAAAAUUAGUAGAUUCGUGACUAUAGUGACAUCACAUAAUGAAUUUCUGAAAGAAUUAUUUUUUAAUUUUGGCAAUCAUUAGAUUAAGUUUGUGUUAAUUGAUUCUAAUUCCACAAAGCGAUGUGGAUGUUGCUAUGAAAAAACCUUUAAUAUGAUGAAUAUGAUUUUUCAAGUUUUAAAGAUAAAAGCUGAUAAAAACUUGAAAAAUUCAUGAAUGAGCAAUAUAAUAAUUAUUUUGUUAUUUUAUUUGUCUGUUAAAUUAAUUUUAAUUAAUUAAAUUUCAUUAUUAUUGAUUGUUUUAAUUUAAAGUAUCAGAAGGUAGGCACUCAUGAUCAUUAAUUAACCUAAUUAAAAUUUCAUAUAAAUUUACAUGAUUAAUGUAUUUAAAUCAGAU